AUGCAGUUCACCAUGGCACCGUCAGCCAUCUCUCAGCCAUCGAUCACUUACCAUCCCAAGGCGUCAAACGCUAUCCCAGUGGAUUCGCCAGCAGAGGCACAAAAUCACGUUAUAUCAUUCUUGCUCAGUCGUAACGAAGAGAACUUGCUACUGAGGCUGUCGUGGGACAACCUCACCAAGGACAUCCGUCACAUUUUGAAAAAAGCCUCAGAGAAAAAAUUGUGCAACUGGGAAUAUGACCCGGAAUAUGGAAUCUUGAAGGUUAAAGCUAUGGUUUCUCCUCUGCAUGCCGCCCUCAACGCGUGCAUCUUCCGAUCUUUCACGAAGGCGAAUCAUACCACCCUAACUCCUGACGAGGCCAUGUGCAUUGUGGCAAGCCCACUGUCCGUUCGCCUAUUCAGAACACCUCAAAUCAAUCCUGGAGACAAACGUGGAGAUAAACCUGCAGUGUGGAUGAAGCAUCCUGAUGACGUGAUAUAUUUCGGGGAGUUGGGAGGCGAAGAACAAUUUCUACAAAUUGUCGUCGAAAUUGGGUUCUCGGAAAGCUAUUAUGACCUGGUCCGUGACGCUUCACAAUGGCUACUGCGGUCUGGUGGUCAGCCCAAACUAGUGAUCAUUGCCAAAAUAGAGGAGGACAAGCAUCAGCGCGAUAUCCAUCAGAAAACAGAGCAGUUUAAAUGCACUCGCGAUUAG
This is a messenger RNA of Aspergillus thermomutatus, 693 nucleotides long. RefSeq lists its product as uncharacterized. The transcript has a single exon. Lineage: Eukaryota; Fungi; Ascomycota; Eurotiomycetes; Eurotiales; Aspergillaceae. The record is from RefSeq and is a predicted model, not a curated record. The coding region runs from base 1 to 693 and encodes 230 amino acids.